UGACGUUGCAUAGAAGGUUGGCCCACAUCUUAAUCGAAGGAGUGACAUCUGACAUUUUUCUUGGUGCCUCCUGCAGACUCGUUUGAAAUUUCAUUUAUCAGUGCCGUGUACAGUACAGUGAGUCCAGUUUAUACAGAAACUAGUGGCUCGUGGUGUUUGUAUGAAUGAGCAUUCUUCAGAUGUGCUGGUAAAACGGGUAUCUUGCAGCAUCUGCUAACAGCAGUUAGCUUAGCGAGCUAACCGGCAGGUUGAUGAUGAAGGAGUUAGGGGACUAGUUUCUUUAAAAGUGAUUAGAUGUUAUCGAUAUUUGGAACAGGUGAUAUGGUAGUGAAAAUAUAAUGAGGACGGAUACAGUCUGCUCAAGUAUUUGGCUGUAAAAUAAACUAAUGUUUACAUCAAGUUACAUUAACGUUUACCUUUAGCUUGAGGUCGAGCUAACUACCUCGGGAAGGACAGGUUCCUCGAACCAGGUGUUUAGGGGAACCAGGAAAUGGCCGGUAAUCCCGUAGUAGGGUUGUCCUGCGAGGCAAAUGGAGAAGAUACACCGAGACAGGUGUCUGGCCCUGGCCGAACAUAUCGCUACCAGUCCAAUUCAGAGUCCGACGCUGGCCCGACGGCAAAAAGCUUAUCACGGUUGUGCAGCAAGGACGAAGAGGAGCGGGCUACGGCUCUGGAGGACCUGAGCCAGAACGUUCUGGUGUGUUUAGGUUUGGACCGGCCACCGUCAGCACGGCUGAGUAAACAAAUGCUCCUGCAUUUGCUUCGGUUGUCCAGUUCGUGUCCCCUGCAGGAGGUACGGAUGAGAGCUACGGACCUGCUGCGGACCGCACAGGCAGAAGGGGUUGAGGUACCCCGAGCCUUGGCCUCUGGUCCAAGUGCUUUUAUUCCUGCAAAAGAGAUGCUGAUAGGAGAGACGAAUCAAGACAUCCUCAUUGAAUCUUUCCUUUCACUGGGUCGUGUGGACCAUCUCACCAUGGUCAUGGUUCUCCACCCGGCCUACCUCAGCUGUUUCUUGAGAACUCAGCAUGCUUUGCUGGAGCUGGACGGCCCCUUACCUCGUCACUGGAGACAUUACAUUUCCAUCAUGGCUGCAGCCCGUCAUCACUGCUCAUACCUGGUGCAGCAGCACAGCACAGGCUUCCUGGAGGCUGGAGGUGAGGAGAGCUGGCUGAGCAGCCUUAAGCACGCUCCCACCAAACUCUGCAGUCUACAAACACUCAACAAGCUGCUGGCACACAGACCUUGGCUCAUUACACAGCAGCACAUCCAGGAGCUGGUGUGUCCUGGUGCAGAGCCUCGCUGGUCACUGGCUGAACUGAUCCAUGCUGUGAUACUGAUGGCGCAUACUCACUCACUCUGUUCCUUUGUGUGGGGCUGCAGUCUGAACCCUGAGCCUGACCACAUUGGCGGUUACACCUUCCAGCCUCCGUCACCCUGCCACCUUCCUCGUAGCCCCCAUAGCCCUGCGCAUGAGGACGGCAGGCAAGAUCUGGCGGACGGAGCGGUGGAAGUGGAGGUGUUGAUGAAAAGGAUGGUGGAAUUGCAGCAGCAGGAGGAGGAGUACACGCAAGAGGAGAUGGUUACUCGGUUUGAAAGGGAAAGGAGUGAGAGCAUACCAACAGCGGUGGUGCGGGGAGCUCCACCUGACCUGGUGCUGUGUCUGGUGGAGGAACCAGAGUUCAGAUAUGAGGACUUUGCACCCAGAGGAGAGCAGUCACCUCCCACCAUGAGAGCACAGGACUACUCAUGGGAGGACCACGGCUUCUCUCUGGUCAACAGAUUACUGCCGGAUAUGGGCCAGCUUCUAGAUGAGAAAUUCCAGGUUGUGAGUAACCUGACCUACAACAGGAUGGCCAUGCAUGAAGGUGUGGAUACUUACACUCUGAGGAAAGCUCUGUGGAACUACAUCCACUGUCUCUACGGGAUACGCUAUGAUGACUAUGACUACGGCAGCGUGAAUGAGUUGUUGGAGCGCUCUCUGAAGGUGUUUGUUAAAACCAUGGCAUGUCACCCUGAGCAGACCACAGCACGCAUUUACCACACCUUCUGGAGGCACUUCAGACACUCUGAAAAGGUUCAUGCAAACCUAAUAGUGAUGGAAGCCCGACUACAGGCAGCCCUUCUCUACACCUUACGAGCCAUUACACACUACAUGAGAUAACACACACACAUUGUCCAAGAUGCUGAGCCAGCUGUGAUGUACCACAGUCCAAACACUCUCAUGCACACACUACAGUGAAUGUUUGCAUAUGCAUAUCGUAUGUUUCAGUGUUAGGUUUUUGAUGCUGCUUUGCGACUUGGAUGUAUUUAAAAAAAAAAAAAAAAAGAUCUAUUUUGCACUGAAGUGUAUCAUAAUUUGUUUCCCCACUUGAGCCUUGACUGUUUUUCUAAGUAUCUUGUUCAUUUCUGUCAUAUCAACAUGCUGCAUACCAGGCGGGCCAGGAGAAUAUGGUCUGGCAAUAGUAAAUCAUUGUCCGGAUUCAAGUGUUUUCAUUAUUAAAAAGUCUUUCUUUCUUUUUUUUUAACAUAUUCCUUUCAGCACACUCUAAAACUCUUCUCUGUCUGCAGCACAAAGGUGGAGUUGAAACAAAACAGAAAACUUGUAUUUUUAUAUACAAUAAAGCUACUUUGUUAUCAGG
Molecule: messenger RNA, 2639 nt
Organism: Melanotaenia boesemani (Boeseman's rainbowfish)
Lineage: Eukaryota; Metazoa; Chordata; Actinopteri; Atheriniformes; Melanotaeniidae
Gene: sesn2
Product: sestrin 2
Exons: 11
Coding region: 491-2161 (556 amino acids)
Biological process (GO): negative regulation of TORC1 signaling; cellular response to L-leucine; cellular response to leucine starvation
Cellular component (GO): nucleus
Molecular function (GO): L-leucine binding; oxidoreductase activity, acting on peroxide as acceptor
Source: RefSeq, a predicted model, not a curated record